AUGAGCACUUCUAAUCACUCGUCCCUGGUGCCUUCUCCGGCUGAACCGGAACUGGAUUACCACUUCAAGUAUACCGUGCAAAAGGGCUUCUUCGCUCAGAGUGAGGACGAAACUGAUGACACGACUUUUGAUUUUAAGGCACAAAAUUUUGGAUUAAUCAAUCGUUCUUAUCCUGGAGAGACCGACAGCGAAGACCGACAAUGGAGGCGCUUUGAGACAUGUGUGGCUAGUCUGGAGGCAGCGAAGAAAGAGGGAGAAAAGUACAAAGUCCUCUUUCUGGGUCGUCAUGGUCAAGGAUGGCACAAUGUCGCAGAGGCAAAGUACGGAACGAAAGCUUGGGAUUGUUACUACGCGGCCCUCGACGGCUACGACGGCAUAACCUGGGCAGAUGCCAACCUCACCUCUACAGGUCAAGAACAAGCUCUUGCUGUAAACAAGCUAUGGGCUGAACAACUUCCCCUUGGGAUCCCAUCUCCACAGACUUAUUACGUUUCCCCCUUGACCCGUACGAUCGAAACAGCAAACCUGACGUUUGGAGGCCUCCCUCUCCCGCCAUCUCAGCCUUACGCGCCCUACAUAAAGGAACUCGUUCGUGAGGCCCUUGGCGUACACACCUGUGAUCGCCGCAGUACAGCAACUCACCUCAAAAACACCUUCACCGACCCGAAAUUGACGUUCGAACCUGGUUUCUCGGACGAAGAUCCUCUUUGGGAAGCUGAGUACCGUGAACCGCGGGCCGCAAGACGAUACCGACUGGCCACAUUCCUGGACGACGUCUUCGCUUCGGACAACAACGUGUGGUUGAGUGUAACCAGCCAUUCUGGAGCAAUUAGAAGUAUGCUCGAGGUAUUUGGUCACAGGAUGUUUGCGCUGGAGACCGGAGGUGUGAUACCCGUUUUUGUCAAGGCGGAGAAAGUGCAAGGAAAGAGACAGGCUCCGCCCAAGGAACCUAGCGACGCUCCGCCACUGUGUGAUGGGCCACCCAAAUGA
Alternaria burnsii is the source of this 990-nucleotide messenger RNA. RefSeq lists its product as uncharacterized. Lineage: Eukaryota; Fungi; Ascomycota; Dothideomycetes; Pleosporales; Pleosporaceae. Gene Ontology annotation, cellular component: cytoplasm. The transcript has 3 exons. Gene Ontology annotation, molecular function: phosphatase activity. Bases 1 to 990 code for a protein of 329 amino acids. The record is from RefSeq and is a predicted model, not a curated record.